AUGAUUUUGUCAUUUUUCUUGCUUAUUUUCUUGGCUUUCGUGGCCUUCGUCCAAGCAUUAACACCAAACUCAGGCUUCUGCAAAGAUUUUAAUAUUAGGAAGAAGCGCCUUACAAAGAUUGCUGAAAGACAGCAUUUUUAUUAUGAGUAUGAUGAUAAGGCCGUGCCCCCACCAACUGUAGUCAUUGAAAAAUCACUUCCAACGCCUACCACCCCAGUGAAGAAAUUUACGGUUGACCACAUCUUUGAGAUACAAAUUAUCAAAGAUUACUUUAAAAACUUGCUGGAUACCAACAAUGCUGAUGCCAUAGCCUUAUGUGAAAAAAUCGAUAACAGCCCCAAAAUCGGCGACUUCCCAGAACUUCUGGAUGAUCUCAGAAAUUUUAUGAAUGAUGGGAUUAACCUGCGGCUCCUUACAAUAGUGAUUAAUGAUGACAAAGGGAAAAUCUUCGAAGGAAGUGUCAGAAAUGUGAUUCCAGAACACGAAGAAGCGAUAAAAAGUUAUUUUAAGUAUGUCCGAGAAGCAUUUAUUACCACCCGUGAUACAGCGAUCUUGUGGUUGUGUGGAGUUGCAGAUGGUCUUAAUCUCAAGAUUGACGUUGGAACCUCUUUCAGCCAGAAAUCACGCGAUUUUUAUGGGAAAUUGACUGGAGAGACUUUAGAUGAUUUCGCUUGCGUGGAUCUUUCUGGUUCUCCUGAGCCCGUGACUAUACCUGUGUCCUUUGAUGUUACUAUUUCAUCUACUACGGAUGGUGUUAGCACCCUUAAUGUUGAAGAAGUGAAAAAUCUCACUCGAUUCGUUACCUAUUCAGCAGCUGCCUACUGUUCAGACGUGAUCGCUGAUUGGAAAUGCGGAAAAUAUUGUAACGAUAUUCCUGGUACAAAUAUUACGAAAAUUAUUUCAGCAGCAGGUUUAGACACUAUAUUUCAAACUUUUGGAUUUAUUUCCAUCAACAAGAAUAAUCGUGAAAUAGUCAUUACAUUUCGUGGAUCGAUUAACUACUUCAAUUAUCUAGCCGUUGCUAAUGUUGCACUUGUCCCAUACGGCACGGAUCCUUCGAUAAAAGUUCAUGGGGGCUUUCUUGCAUCUUUCAACUCACUGAGAAAACAAAUGCGAGAUGAGAUUACCAAUUUGAUUAAUGUAUAUCAUAGUUAUGAGAUCAUUGUAACGGGACACAGUUUAGGAGGAAACAUGGCCAUACUUGCUGCCCUCGACAUUAAACAACUCCUUAAUGGCACCAACCCUCGUCUCUAUACUUAUGGCUCCUUACGCCCUGGAAAUUCAAACUUUGCAAGUUUUGUGAAUAACAAUCUGGCAUGUUUGACUUAG
Messenger RNA from Ambispora gerdemannii, 1329 nucleotides. Lineage: Eukaryota; Fungi; Glomeromycota; Glomeromycetes; Archaeosporales; Ambisporaceae. The record is from the annotation of a GenBank genome assembly.